Molecule: messenger RNA, 1170 nt
Organism: Cyprinodon tularosa
Lineage: Eukaryota; Metazoa; Chordata; Actinopteri; Cyprinodontiformes; Cyprinodontidae
Product: synapse-associated protein 1-like
Exons: 9
Coding region: 136-1152 (338 amino acids)
Cellular component (GO): cytoplasm; synapse
Source: RefSeq, a predicted model, not a curated record
GGGGUCCCUUCCUCAAAGGGAACUCAAACCCGGUUCGCGGAAGUAAAUAGGCGUUUAGACGCCUGUCAGCUACUAAUACACGAUUAUUUAAACCCAUAACAAACUUAUAUUCUCAGAAACAUUUAGAAUAAAGUGAUGCUAAAGAACUGGGGAGUCUGGUUGGGUCAAGGAAACAAAAAUGUCGAAGUUUCAGAAGAACUCGAGCAUGUUGAUAAGAGGAGGGACAGUGAUGAAGAAAAGCAAACCGUUACAUGUGAAAAACACGCAGAAGAACCCCCACUUCUUCAGAAAGCUGAAAGUUUUAGCAAGAGCAUGAUCAGUUUGGCCAACAAAGCCUCUAAGAAGCUGACUGAGACCAUGUUAGAAACAGCAGAGAGUCUGAGGAAAAGCGUGGAGGAGGGCAAACUUAACCAGAUUAUUGAUAAGAGCAUGCUGGGGGAUUUUCAGAAAGAGCAGCAAAGGUUUGUUCUUGAGAGAGAAGCUAAAAAAGUGGGUGCGGCUGUGCCACCAUGGGUUGGAUAUGAUGAAGAAGACAUCAUGCAGGAGCAAAUUUUAGCCCUCUCAGCUGACAGGAGGAAUUUUCUUCGAGACCCCCCCGCCGGCGUCCAAUUUCCCUUUGACCUUGAGCAGUCCUAUCCCGUCGCCUUGGUGAUGCUGGAGGAGGACGAGCUCCUCAAGAAGAUGCGUUUCCAUCUGGUCCCCAGAGAGGUGAAUGAGGAAAGAUUCUGGAGGAAUUACUUCUAUCGAGUGUCUUUGAUUAAACAGUCAGCUCAGCUCACGGCCCUAACAGCACAGCAGGCUUCAGAGUCUCACUCAGAUCCAGUUAAACGUCAGUGCCCUCCAGUCGCACAAAAACCCAGACAACAUAAGGAUGAAGCGAAGGUCUCCAUCAGUUCACCUGGGUCUGAAUUUAUAAGCAGUGCUUUGAAAUCCUCAGCAAUAAAUAAAGAGGAUCUGGCCAAACGUACAGAGCUUCUGGUCUUAGACAAAAAAGAACAUCUGCAGGAAAAGCAGGAUGAUAUUCCUAAAUGGGAGAGAGAGCUGCAGGAGGAGCUGGAGGAGUACGACGUGUUGGCAGAGAAUGAGGUCCAGGAUGAGGCCUGGGACAGAGAGAUUGAAGAGAUGCUUCAUGAGGACUUUGAGAAGAUCUGACAUCCUAAACAGCUUGAU